Molecule: messenger RNA, 666 nt
Organism: Cercopithifilaria johnstoni
Lineage: Eukaryota; Metazoa; Nematoda; Chromadorea; Rhabditida; Onchocercidae
Source: the annotation of a GenBank genome assembly
AUGCCUUUGAUUGAUAUGGCAGAAGCUGUAAGCCGUGGUGAUAUUAUUGUUGACGAAGUAGAUGCCCUGAAUGCUGUGAAUUCUGGGAAACUAAGUGAGAUUGAAACUGCUCGAUUUAGUCCAUUGGUUAUUGAGCAUUCUCGACGACAGAGCGGCGAAAACGGCUCUGGAAUUAAUCGUGCAGAUCCACUGCCAAAUUUAGAUGGUAUUGAGUUAGGAGAUGCAAAUGCAGCUGCAGGAAGCGAUGAUGAGCAUACAUGGAAUAAUGUAUUAGUGGAUGAAGUUGAUUUCGUUCAUGCUGUUGAACGGGGUCGUAUCAGUAGGAAUGAUUUACACAUUAUGGGAUGCCGCAGCAAUGCUGAUACCUGGAUUCCUCAGCGUGUAGUAGAUGAUGUCGAAGAGUUUGGUGAUAUUUCACAUGGUCAGGAUGGUUGGAAUAGAAUUUUGGUUGAUGAAGUUGACAUUCUUCAUGCUGUCGAAAAGAGAUCCAGGAUUGUUAAUCGCAGUGAAUGCCGUCUCAUUUACAUGCAUCGAGAAAAUGGAACUGGAAGAUCUGAGAGGAACGGUGAUAUUGUUCAAAGAGCGGAGUCAACAGUAAAUGGGGAAGAAUCAUUUGAAAUUGGUAGGACAACUAGCACUGGCAGUCCAAGUAGAGGCAAACAGUAA